Messenger RNA from Cynocephalus volans (Philippine flying lemur), 930 nucleotides. RefSeq names its product olfactory receptor 7A17-like. The record is from RefSeq and is a predicted model, not a curated record. Gene Ontology annotation, biological process: G protein-coupled receptor signaling pathway. NCBI's taxonomy places the organism in Eukaryota, Metazoa, Chordata, Mammalia, Dermoptera, Cynocephalidae. The transcript has a single exon. Gene Ontology annotation, molecular function: G protein-coupled receptor activity; olfactory receptor activity. Bases 1 to 930 code for a protein of 309 amino acids. Gene Ontology annotation, cellular component: plasma membrane.
AUGGAACCAGGGAAUGAUACACGAAUUUCAGAAUUUCUUCUUCUGGGAUUUUCAGAGACACCAGAAUUGCAGCCCCUCUUAUUUGGACUUUUCCUCUCCAUGUACCUGAUCACUGUGUUUGGAAACCUGCUCAUCAUCCUGGCCAUCAUCUCAGACUCCCACCUCCAUACACCCAUGUACUUCUUUCUCUCCAACCUGUCCUUUGUGGACAUCUGUUUCACCUCUGCAAGCAUCCCCAAAAUGCUGGUGAACAUCUGGACUCAGAGCAAAGUCAUUACAUAUGCAGGCUGCAUUUCCCAGAUGUACUUUUUAUUGCUUUUUGCAGGGUUAGAUGACCUUCUCCUGAGUGUGAUGGCUUAUGACCGAUUUGUGGCCAUCUGUCACCCCCUGCACUACAUGGUUAUCAUGAACCCCCGGCUCUGUGGGUUGCUCGUUCUGGUAUCUACCAUCACCAGUGUCCUGCAUUCCCUGUUACAAAGCUUAAUGGUGUUGCGGCUGUCAUUCUAUACACAUGCAGAAAUCCCCCACUUUUUCUGUGAACUUAAUCAGGUGGUCCACCAUGCCUGUUCUGAUACCUUUCUUAAUGACAUGGUCAUAUAUUUUGCAGCAGGUCUGCUGGCAGGUUGUCCCCUUGCUGGUAUCGUUUACUCUUAUUCUAAGAUAGUUUCCUCCGUUAAGGGAAUGUCAUCAGCUCGAGGGAAGUAUAAAGCAUUUUCCACCUGUGCAUCUCACCUCUCAGUUGUCUCCUUAUUUUAUGGUACAAGCCUAGGAGUGUACCUUACUUCUGCUGCUACACACAACUCACAAUCGAGUGCUGCAGCGUCAGUGAUGUACAUGGUAGUCACACCCAUGCUGAACCCCUUCAUCUACAGCCUGAGGAAUAAAGACAUGAAGAGGGCUCUGAAAAAAUCUUUGGGAGGGAAACCAUAA